AUGCAAUCAAGUUUCUAAAUACCCGGUAUAUGCGCGUUUAUACCCCCUGUAUACAUUCACGCAUUUCACGAACAUAACCAAAGAUUUCAUAACAUCCAAAAUGAACAUUAGAAGAGUUUUCUCCACAAUCGUAAAUGAUACAUUUGCAUUAAGAAAUAAUUUCACGCGCCUUUCCAAUGCAUUCAGUACACAAACCUCACCUGAGACUGCUAGUCAACCAACUCCCAAUACCUCGGAACUGGAUAAACUUUAUAAAAUAGUGGAAUUGGAAAUGAAAGGCAAUGAUCCAGCGGUUUUAGACAGCUAUGCAAAGUUUGCCACUACAGCUGGCAAGCACUUUGAAUUAGAAACAAAAACAUGGAAAUUGAGGAAACCUAAGCAUGAACGUUUUACAAUGUAUAAAUCAGUACACAUUUAUAAGAAGCACAAGAGUCAGUAUGAGCUGAGGACUUACUUCUCAUUUGUACAAUUUAAAUACUUGACUGGAUCAACAUGUGACACUCUGGUAGAGUAUUUGCAAAGGAAUUUGCCUGAAGGUGUAGCAUUGAAGACAUCUAAGAUUGAACUUCAGAAAUUACCUGAUUAUUUGGAGUCUUAGGAUUGUAGGUAAUUAAAACUAGGUAUGAUAUAUGGUAGAGUGUUUAUUAUUAAACAUGAGUUUCAAGUAAAA
Dalotia coriaria is the source of this 670-nucleotide messenger RNA. RefSeq names its product small ribosomal subunit protein uS10m-like. The annotation marks the transcript as partial. The record is from RefSeq and is a predicted model, not a curated record. Gene Ontology annotation, cellular component: mitochondrial small ribosomal subunit; mitochondrion. The transcript is spliced from 3 exons. NCBI's taxonomy places the organism in Eukaryota, Metazoa, Arthropoda, Insecta, Coleoptera, Staphylinidae.